AUGGAGAAAGCUCAAUUUCGAGAAAACACAGCACUAGACUACAUGUGGACCCCAAGAAAACUUAGGUCACCCAAAGUUGAUCUACUCCCCAUCACAACACUUACACUCCAAAUUUGGACAACCAUCUUGGAGUCCCUAGGAAAUGAGCACACGUUCCACACCAAAGCACUGGUAACAGCCUUAAAGGCUAUCUCACCAGACAUGCACAUCCAGACCUGGUUACAG
Pelobates cultripes (western spadefoot toad) is the source of this 225-nucleotide messenger RNA. The record is from the annotation of a GenBank genome assembly. Lineage: Eukaryota; Metazoa; Chordata; Amphibia; Anura; Pelobatidae.